Coregonus sp. 'balchen' is the source of this 16410-nucleotide messenger RNA. The record is from the annotation of a GenBank genome assembly. Lineage: Eukaryota; Metazoa; Chordata; Actinopteri; Salmoniformes; Salmonidae.
UUAGUAGUGUGGUUAAGGUUAGGUUUAAAAUCACAUUAAGAAGAUACUUUUUAGAAAUGGGCGGGGUUUAUGACUUUGUGGCUGUGCUGACGACAGUGAACGACUGAUAGCUAGCGAGCAUCUACUGAAAAAAAUACACAAUCGUGAACGCUCAACUAAUGUCGGUACCAAAGUAAAACAAGCGAUCAAAUAACGUCAGCUUGCUUCACCUUGAUAAUCGAUGUGCGAGCCACAUCACCUGCCAACCGGUUGAAUCGUUGCAUGCACUGACAGCUGUCAGCGAAAUGGAACAUAUCCGAACGCCAAAGGUAAGAAAGCUAGCUAGCGCCAUUCACGUCGCUGCUUUUUUUUUUUUUUACCACCCAGCAAAACAUUUCAAAUGCAUGUAAUGUAGCUAGCUAGUUAACUAGCUAACUAUAAUAACUUGCUAUGAAAUUACAACAACGUCUGGUGCGUUGACAAUGGUGCCCCAAAAGCUAACGUUAGGCCUGCUAAAUACAGGGCCAAUUAGUUAGCUAACUUGUUAAUAUGCUCAUUCUUGUUUUGGUUCCAAGAGAAGCGGAUUCUGCUGCACGGCUGUAUGAAUGGCCAUUUAGAAUGGGCAAGUUGGCUCUCGCUUUGGGUGGUGAUUUAGAACAUGAUAGAGCGAGAGACUCGGGGAAGCCACUGUGGACAUAGCUAGCUAGAUAAGACACUAUCACAUAAUAUAGGUGGCGACUGCCUUCUUGGUGUAGCCUACUCGGUUAUCUUUUUCUGCCGCUUUGACAACAGACUGUCUGAUGUGCUGUGUGCAAGUGACCUGUUUUUCUCGCUAGCUGCUUGUCCUCCUUGGCACAAACACGAUAUUAGAUUUAGGAGACUAGCUGGAUGUUUCCUGAUAAUGCAUUUAGUGUGACAGAUCAUGGGGACACCACUACGUCAAAGGAGCAAAGUGGAUUAUUUUUUAUUCAUGCUAUAGUCGCAGAUAGAACAAUGAGCUAGUUAUACAAUUAUUCGAUAUAGUGAGUGACAGACGUCAUCACAGCCACUGUUUUCUCAGAAGGCUCAAAGCUUUCAUGUUGGUGGCACUGCAGUCAAAGGGUAUUUCUGGUAUAGCUUAAAAAGCCGGUUUGAAGAGCCACCUCAAAGUCCUUUUGUGUAAUUUUGUUAUCAGUGAAGUGCCGCCUGAAGGAGUGUGUCUGUGUAACUGACACUUGUAGUGUGUGUUUUUGUUUUGUUCAUGUGAAAGAAAGGGUGUUACACAUCUGCAGUAUUUUAGGCUCUGCCCCCAGGACCCUGUUUGAACUCUUAAUUUAAACAUACAGACAGUCAACUCCUGAUAUUUGCAGUGGCCAUGGGUGCACUAAACUGGAUCAUGCCAAUAUCCAAACCGGAUCAGGGAAAUAGGCCUAGGGACUGUGGAACUGCAAUGCAGUUGGCAAACAGGACAGUCAUCAGCUUGACUUAAGGCCCGUCAGCAACCUCUUCCUUCCUCCUCUGUGUGUGUGUGUGUGUCAGUCUACACACACACACACUCUUCAGUACGCUGCCAGGCCUUGACUGAGCUGACUGAUCGCCAUCCUGUGGAGUUGCCUAGCACCACACUGGUUGCUGGGAGACAGAGAGAGACUCUUUCAAAUAGAGAGAAUAGGCUAGCCUAUUUGUUAAUCACAGAUUAGAAAAGUGCAGAUGAAGUCUAUUCAGUCAAGUGUUCUAAAUGUCAUUAAAGUGAUAAAACCUACAGGGUGUGAAGACGAAGGUGAGAGUCAGUGAACCAGGAAUGUGUCAAAACAACAUCCAGUCAGGAAAUGAUCAACUCUGGUUCCACGGACUCGGUCAAUGUUCUACUGACAUUCAUGCUGUGGCAGUCAGUAUGUGGCAGUGUUAGUGAGGACAUGGUAGUAGGGCAAAACCUUUUCACUACAUGUGAUCUGUGUGUUUUUGUGCUUGUUUGAGUGAACAAGGGAAAGAGAGGGGGGGAGAGGGAGAGAGGUAGUCCAAAUAUCUUUACAUAAUGUUGCUAGGAGACAGGUUUGACAGGUGUCACCGUAAUCAUAAUUGUACCUGUGCAGGUGGAGCAGGUGCGUCUGUUGGACCGCUUCAGUAACAAGUCCACCAGCGGGACGCUGCACCUGACCGCCACACAUCUCAUCUUUGUGGAGAGCAAUGCCGCUGCCACCAACACUGCACAGGAGAUCUGGGUAAGGAGUACCUCUAUACAGCACUCUAAAUUCAGAAUGUAGGACUUGCUUCAGCUAAUCCCUGACACCCCAUUAGUGUUCUUUAAUGAGUAGGAAUGAGGGAAGAGAGUAAGCUCUUAUUAGGCCUACUUGACUUGAUAAGCUGAAUCAGGUGUGUUAGUUAGUGCUGGCUGAGCUGGAGUCUGUAACAGAAAUCUGUAAACUGUGUAGCUCCAGGGCCAGGGUUGGAGUCAGAUCUCUGGUUUAUGGAGUUAGUCUACAGUGUGAUUUUAACAAAGACACUGCUGCCAGGCUUCCUACACACUUCCUUCCUUCUCCUACUGCUGAGCACGGGGAAAAGUGUGUCUACAUUUGGUAGCUAGCACUCAGUCAGAGAGUCUGAGUGUGUGUAGACAGGCAAAAUGUGCCUCCAGGGCAUAAUACCGGGAUAUUCGGUAAAUCCGGUACAGAACACAAGGUGCGCUAUUCUACUCCGAAGGUUAGCAAUGCUAACAAGUACAUGUAAAAUCCCAUAGACAAUGCUAACUAAAUGUUAACGACGUCAUUGGGAAUAUUUUAUACAGUCUCUGACCUAAAGCAUUUGCAGGACAGACAUACCGCUCAUAAAGGUAUACAAGUAACUCCAAAAUGCUACUCACAGUUUGCUGCACACACAAAACAAACAUUAGACAGCAAGGCUCUUGAUCCAGAGGGGAUUCUUCUGUUACCAAGCUAACCACUUAAUUAGAUCGCUAACUAGCUACUAAAUUAGCAAACCAAAUGCACAACUGCAGAGCAUUUAGCACAUUUUUUGACAGUUAACUUAAUAGUUACAGUGAGGGGAAAAAAGUACCCUGCUGAUUUUGUAAGUUUGCCCACUGACAAAGAAAUGAUCAGUCUAUAAUUUUAAUGGUAGGUUUAUUUGAACAGUGAGAGACAGAAUAACAACAAAAAAAUCCAGAAAAACGCAUGUAAAAAAUGUUAUAAAUUGAUUUGCAUUUUAAUGAGGGAAAUAAGUAUUUGACCCCUCUGCAAAACAUGACUUAGUACUUGGUGGCAAAACCCUUGUUGGCAAUCACAGAGGUCAGACGUUUCUUGUAGUUGGCCACCAGGUUUGCAUGCAUCUCAGGAGGGAUUUUGUCCCACUCCUCUUUGCAGAUCUUCUCCAAGUCAUUAAGAGAUCAGCAUUUUAAGUGUUUCUUUCUUUCUUUCUUUCUUUCUUUCUUUCUUUCUUUCUUUAUGUUUUGAUGGUCAUGAAAAUGCUUUAAUGAAUUGUUAACCUCAUUCACACACUCCUGGCAGAUAGAAAGAUGUGAUGAGGUAUGAUGAUUGCAAUGAGCGUGUGUGUGUGUGAGUGCACGUUAUCUCCCUGUGUUAAAUGUUUGAUAGAUGGUGAAUUUUUUUUUUUUCUGUACCUCUAGAUUAAGAUCACUUUAUUUGUCAAUUGUACCAAAGGUCCAACCGAAAUUUGAAUUCCGCUUUUAUCCCAACCCCUCCGAAAGACACACAUACAGUUGAAGUCGAAAGUUUACAUACACUUAGGUUGGAUUCAUUAACUCGUUUUUUAACCACUCCACAAAUUUCUUAUUAAAAACUAUAGUUUUGACAAGUCGGUUAGGACAUCUACUUUGUGCAUGACACAAGUAAUUUUUCAAACAAAUGUUUACAGACAGAUUAUUUCACUUAUAAUUCACUGUAUCACAAUUCCAGUGGGUCAGAAGUUUACAUACACUAAAUUGACGGUGCCUUUAAACAGCUUGGAAAAUUCCAGAAAUUGAUGUCAUGGCUUUAGAAGCUUCUGAUAGGCUAAUUGACAUCAUUUGACUCAAUUGGAGGUGUACCUGUGGAUGUAUUUCAAGGCCUACCUUCAAACUCAGUGCCUCUUUGCUUGACAUUUUGGGAAAAUCAAAAGAAAUCAGCCAAGAUCCCAGAAAAAAAAUUGUAGACCUCCACAAGUCUGGUUCAUCCUUGGGAGCAAUUUCCAAACGUUCAUCUGUACAAACAAUAGUACGCAAGUAUAAACACCAUGGGACCACGCAGCCAUCAUACCGCUCAGGAAGGAGACGUGUUCUGUCUCCUAGAGAUUAACGUACCUUGGUGUGAAAAGUGCAAAUAAAUCCCAGAACAACAGCAAAGGACCUUGUGAAGAUGCUGGAGGAAACAGGUACAAAAGUAUCUAUAUCCACAGUAAAACGAGUCCUAUAUCGACAAAACCUGAAAGGCCGCUCAGCAAGGAAGAAGCCAUUUCUGUGACAUUUCACAUUCUUAAAAUAAAGUGGUGAUCCUAACUGACCUAAGACAGGGAAUUUUUACUAGGAUUAAAGGUCAGGAAUUGUGAAACUGAGCUUAAAUAUAUUUGUCUAAGUUGUAUGUAAACUUCCGACUUCAACUGUACAUAAGUUGGAGCAGGGGGCUGCUACACUGGGCACCCGUGAAACAGUUGUUGUGGGAGUUUAAGUGCCUUGCUCAAGGGCACAAAGGCAGGCAAUCGCAUCUAGGAUUUGAUACCAGCGACUCUCCGGUUGCCAGCUCACUUCCCAACAUAUUUUCCCCGUCAGACCCGGGAUUCAAACUGGCAACCUCCCGUUGCUGCCUCUUAUCUCUAACCGCUAAGCUACCUGCUUCCCCUACAGUAUGUCCUGUAGUGUCAUAUUAAGAAAAUAUGUCAUGACUGUUUUGUGUUCCACUCCAGAUCCUACACCACCACAUAGCGUCAGUGGAGAAGCUGUCGUUGACCACCAGCGGUUGUCCUCUGGUCAUCCAGUGUCGUAACUUCAGAGUGGUCCACUUUGUAGUCCAGAGAGAGAGAGACUGUCACGACGUCUACAGCUCACUGCUCAGAUUGCUACGACCAGGUACCUACUGUACCUGUGUGUGUGUCUUUGAGUUAGGGCUGGGACGGUCAUGGAAUUUUGGUGAUGGUUAUUGGUCAGCCAAAUGACCGUGGUCACUGUUAUAAUCGUUAGAAUAGCAUUUUUGUGUAUUUUCUUUAAGACACACAUUUUCUCCUCUCCUCCGCUCCUGACUGCAUGUGCUGCUGCUGCAGGGAGGGGGUGUUGCCCAGGCAACCAAAGACUUGUUUGCUACACCACCUUGCUUGUUUCAGCAAAGAGCAACAGUUUCAUCACAUUGUAAAGAGUCUAUGUUACUGCGGAAUUGGACUCAACUGCAAGAAUGCUCUGCUGUCCCGUCUUCAGUCAGCCGUUCGUUCCACCCCCCAAAAAACAAAAACAAAACAGUUAUGACUGUUCUUUUAUUUUCAUGACAGUCUUCAUUCAUAAUCGUCGGUUAGAUGAUUGAGCCCUACUUUGAGUGUGUGCAGGACGCUUGAGUCGAGUGAAGUUUCAAAAGAAUGUUGACAUUCUCUCCCUCUCUCUUCUCCGUCUCUCUCUCCAUCUCUCCCACCCUAGUAUCCUAUGAGGAGCUCUAUGCGUUCUCCUACAACCCCAAGCAGAACGAGCAGCAGCGAGAGGAGGGCUGGCAGCUCAUCGAUCUGGGGGCGGAGUUUGAGAGGAUGGGCGUACCCUGCGACCGAUGGCAGCUCACUGACGUCAACAGGGACUACAAGGUGGGCAGAGCAUUCCAAUAGGAUUCAGGAUGUAAUGGAAUAAGAUUGGUUCAGUAUUUGGCAACAAUUACCAUGAUGCAAUGUUUCCUGUUGUAGAUAUGUGAGACGUAUCCCAGGGACCUGUAUGUGCCCAUUACAGCCAGUAAGCCCAUCAUCGUUGGCAGCUCCAAGUUCAGGAGCAAAGGACGCUUUCCUGUCCUCACAUACUUCUACCAGGAGAAGAAGGUAACACCUUACCCCACCCUUACCUAUCUUCAUCUUAACGAUUAACACAUACCUUACCCAGCUUCAUCCUAACCAAAACCGAUCCUUUUUUUUUUUGAAUUUUAAUUGUUGGACAUAAAAGACGAUAAAAACACCAGGAAAUCAUCUCCAAGUGAUUUUAAUUUAAGUAAUAUGUUCCCAGGUAUUCCCACACAUAAUAUAGAGAUAAAUGAUCGUAAACAUACUUAAGGUUUGAAAUGAUUAUGCGCUAGUCAAAUAUUAUAUCUGUUUGGGCUUCUUGCAGUCAAUUUGCAGUCUACAAAUUAUUUGUAAUUAUGUUCCGGCCACCCGACCAUCCGCUCAAGAGAAAAUCUGUCUGCAGCUGAAUCUAGUUGAUGAUCCCUGCCCUAACAUUUUACCACUGAUCCCAACAACAGUCAUAAUCUAAACCUAACCUGUACCUUUACCUCUACCAUUUCACCCCAAUGCAAUAUUCCUAACCUAACAAGUCUCUGUAAAUCGUCAGGUUAGGUAUAUGUGGCCUAAUCCGUGUGCUCUGUGCUCGUCCCUGUCCCCUGCAGGCAGCAGUAUGUCGGUGCAGCCAGCCUCUCUCUGGGUUCAGUGCACGAUGCCUGGAGGACGAGAGCAUGUUGCAGGCCAUCAGCAAAGCCAAUCACAACAGCCGAUUUGUCUAUGUCAUGGAUACCAGGCCCAAGGUACCCAAUCACAACACAGUGAGCUAGCUCUUCCCACAGAAUGUGGACAUUCUCAGUCCCUUCCUUCUCUUUCUUUUUCUAUCUGUUUAUCUCCCUCCCUCUCUCCAGUUGAAUGCCAUGGCUAACAGAGCAGCAGGUAAAGGCUAUGAGAAUGAAGAUAACUACUCCAACAUCCGCUUCCAGUUUGUGGGCAUUGAGAACAUCCACGUGAUGAGGACCAGCCUACAGAAACUACUGGAAGGUCAGACGGGCACACUCACUCACUCACACAUGUACAUCACACAUGUACAUCACACAUGCACUAUUUACUUCUCUCCCUCCAUCUCUCUCAGUGGUGGGAAGUCGUUUUCUGUCAGUGAAUGACUACCUGCUGGGCUUGGAGAGCUGUGGUUGGCUACGGCACGUCAAAGCUGUGGUAGAUGCAGCCAUCUUCCUCACCAAGGUAAGGCCAUGUCCCUUCUCCAAUCCCUUUCUGCUUUCUACUUCAGUAUAGUCACAAUGUGAUUGCAGACAGUUAGGGGUAUGAACGUUUUAAACGUUAAAACAAAAUUGGGAUCCUUAACGUUUCAAGAAAAAUCCCAAACCGAAAAACAAUGUAGCAGUGCAGUUAUCACAACAUUAUUUUCCAUGUUAUAGCCUAACUAGACGAUAGGCUAUAAAGGUCUGGGGAAAGUUGUGUCAUUUAAAUAAAACCAGAGAGGAAGAGGCGAACUUGAGCCUACCCCCUCCUCUCUCCCUCACGCUGGCUCGCCUGGGGCGUAUUCAUUCCGCGGAUUCUGUUGCAAAAUGUUUCUUAAACGGACAAAACGGGGAGAGACCUACCUGCAUUUGUCCAUAGAAUCUCUCGUUUUAGUUGCAAAACACUUCGCUUCAUUUGACCUAAUGAUCAUAACACCGAGUGUGUCUUCGGUCUGUUGCGUGCAGAAUAUCCUAGCCUAUUCAUUGAUAAUAGGCCCUGCUUUACUGAAGUUGCGAGACAUUGCAAGGAAAGAAAUUGUGAGAUACAGCAUUCCAUUGCGAGAUACAGCUUUUGAUUGUCGAUAGAUACAGUGGGGAAGAAAAGUAUUUAGUCAGCCACCUAUUGUGCAAGUUCUCCCACUUAAAAAGAUGAGAGAGGCCUGUAAUUUUCAUCAUAGGUACACGUCAACUAUGACAGACAAAUUGAGAAUAUUCUUUCCAGAAAAUGACAUUGUAGGAUUUUUAAUGAAUUUAUUUGCAAAUUAUGGUGGAAAAUAAGUAUUUGGUCACCUACAAACAAGCAAGAUUUCUGGCUCUCACAGACCUGUAACUUCUUCUUUAAGAGGCUCCUCUGUCCUCCACUCGUUACCUGUAUUAAUGGCACCUGUUUGAACUUGUUAUCAGUAUAAAAGACACCUGUCCACAACCUCAAACAGUCACACUAUAAACUCCACUAUGGCCAAGACCAAAGAGCUGUCAAAGGACACCAGAAACAAAAUUGUAGACCUGCACCAGGCUGGGAAGACUGAAUCUGCAAUAGGUAAGCAGCUUGGUUUGAAGAAAUCAACUGUGGGAGCAAUUAUUAGGAAAUGGAAGACAUACAAGACCACUGAUAAUCUCCCUCGAUCUGGGGCUCCACGCAAGAUCUCACCCCGUGGGGUCAAAAUGAUCACAAGAACGGUGAGCAAAAAUCCCAGAACCACAUGGGGGGACCUAGUGAAUGACCUGCAGAGAGCUGGGACCAAAGUAACAAAGCCUACCAUCAGUAACACACUACGCCGUCAGGGACUCAAAUCCUGCAGUGCCAGACGUGUCCCCCUGCUUAAGCCAGUACAUGUCCAGGCCCGUCUGAAGUUUGCUAGAGUGCAUUUGGAUGAUCCAGAAGAGGAUUGGGAGAAUGUCAUAUGGUCAGAUGAAACCAAAAUAUAACUUUUUGGUAAAAACUCAACUCGUCGUGUUUGGAGGACAAAGAAUGCUGAGUUGCAUCCAAAGAACACCAUACCUACUGUGAAGCAUGGGGGUGGAAACAUCAUGCUUUGGGGCUGUUUUUCUGCAAAGGGACCAGGACGACUGAUCCGUGUAAAGGAAAGAAUGAAUGGGGCCAUGUAUCGUGAGAUUUUGAGUGAAAACCUCCUUCCAUCAGCAAGGGCAUUGAAGAUGAAACGUGGCUGGGUCUUUCAGCAUGACAAUGAUCCCAAACACACAGCCCGGGCAACGAAGGAGUGGCUUCGUAAGAAGCAUUUCAAGGUCCUGGAGUGGCCUAGCCAGUCUCCAGAUCUCAACCCCAUAGAACAUCUUUGGAGGGAGUUGAAAGUCUGUGUUGCCCAGCGACAGCCCCAAAACAUCACUGCUCUAGAGGAUAUAUGCAUGGAGGAAUGGGCCAAAAUACCAGCAACAGUGCGUGAAAACCUUGUGAAGACUUACAGAAAACGUUUGACCUGUGUCAUUGCCAACAAAGGGUAUAUAACAAAGUAUUGAGAAACUUUUGUUAUUGACCAAAUACUUAUUUUCCACCAUAAUUUGCAAAUAAAUUCAUUAAAAAUCCUACAAUGUGAUUUUCUGGAUUUCUUUUCCUCAUUUUGUCUGUCAUAGUUGACGUGUACCUAUGAUGAAAAUUACAGGCCUCUCUCAUCUUUUUAAUGUGGGAGAACUUGCACAAUUGGUGGCUGACUAAAUACUUUUUUUCCCCACUGUAGGCCUAGUGUACGGUUCUGACUGUCUGCCUGGUGGCAGACCUGCCUAUACUGAUAGAUGGGUCUAGUGCACAGUUCUGACUGUCUGCUUGGUGGCAGACCUGCCUAUACUGAUAGAUGGGUCUAGUGCAUGGUUCUGACUGUCUGCCUGGUGGCAGACCUGCCUAUACUGAUAGAUGGGUCUAGUGCAUGGUUCUGACUGUCUGCUUGGUGGCAGACCUGCCUAUACUGUGCCCCUCCCCUCUCUCUCCGUCCCUCGCUAGCUCGCUAUGAAAAAGUGUUUGUGUUCUCGGAAGUACGGCAACUAAUCAGUCUCCUCCGUUCCAAGCGGAGUUGAUUCCAAGCGGAAUCUAAUCUUGACAUUCAUAAAUGGGAGUCGACGCCGGGAGUCGACGUGCAAGGAGUCGAGGAAUCAAUUAUUUUGGAGUCGACUCUCCACCACUACGUCACUGUCGGUAACAGUUGGAAAAAUGUCAGAGAAAGGCAAGUGACAGCAGUGAAUGGUCCUGUAUGGCAAUACUUUAAGAAGUUAAAUGAGAAGGAAAUGCACAUUUUGCAAGGUGGAAUUGAGGUACAGAAAUGUUAGUACCAUUUGCUUAACCAUCUGAAAGGGACGCACCUUGACACCCAAACCGUUGCUGGCAGCCGUGCAGCUGGAAUUUUAUGAAAUUCUUAGUGUUUUAAUGGUAAAAAAUAUUUUGCAGUUUAAAUGGUGAAUUUUUUUCCCCAUUUGUCACAUCCCUACAGACAGUCAUGUCUAAAGCAGACUUCACCCAACAACUGUUAGGGCGGCAGGUAGCCUAGCACUUAGAGCAUUGGGGCAGUAACUGAAAGGUCGCUGGUUUGACUACCCGAGCCGAAAAAUCUGUCUGUGCCCUUGAGCAAGGCACUUAAAUCCUAAUUUGCUUCAGGGGUGACAUACUUCCAUGGUUGACCCUGUAAAACAACACAUUUCACUGCACCUUUCCGGUGUGUGUGACAAUAAAAACAUUAUUUACAAGUUAUAAUAAUAGCAAUGGCAGCGAUUUAACUUCAGUCCCCCUCCUCCAUAGGCAGUGACAGUAGAAGGAGCCAGUGUGCUGGUCCACUGUUCAGACGGCUGGGAUCGGACAGCCCAAGUCUGCUCUCUGGGAGCCCUGCUCAUGGACCCCUACUACCGCACCAUCAAAGGCUUCAUGGUAAGGCUGUGUGUGUGUACUACCGCACCAUCAAAAGGCUUCAUGGUAGGACACAACACAACUUCCCUAUGCCUGUAGACAUACGUAGAGGAAAGGAAACUCUGCUCUCUCUGUGUUUCAGGUCCUCAUAGAGAAAGACUGGAUCUCAUUUGGACACAAGUUUGCAGACAGGUGUGACCAGUUGGAUGGAGACCCCAAGGAGGUGUCCCCCGUCUUCACACAGUUCCUGGAGUGUGUGUGGCAGCUCACCGAGCAGUUUCCCCAGGUGUGUCUGCGCGCAUCUGCGUGUUUCCACUAUACUCACCACAUAGCAGCCAUUACAGUGGAAGACUGAGGAUUGAUUGUGAGGAUGAUGACAGUGAUGAUACCUACUCUUCCUUAGGCAUUUGAGUUCAGUGAGUGGCUGCUGCUGCAGAUCCAUGAACAUGUUCACUCCUGUCAGUACGGAAACUUCCUGGCUAACAACCAGAGACUGAGAGAAGAGCUGCAGUGAGUAAAACACAAACAUGCACGCUUUCCAUCUCUCUCCCUCUCACUCACUCGAUCUUCUCUCUCUCUCCUGCCAGACUUAGAGACAGAACUCACUCUCUGUGGGCGUUUCUGUUGAGUGAGCAGCAGAACUACCUAAACCCCGCCUACUGCCCCGCUUAUGCAGAGACACACCCCGUCCUCGAACCCUCCACCCUGCCCUGCCACUUCAAGUAAGAACUAGUCCUUUACCUCAUCUCUCUCUCUCUCUCUCCUCUCCACCCCUCAUCCACUCUACUCUAAGAUUUACUCAUAUCUUUUCUCUAUCCUUUCCUCAUCUUCCUAAUCUCUAUUUCACGCCACACUGCCCUUUCCCACCUGGACAAAAGGAACACUUAGGUGAGAGUGCUGUUCAUUGACUACAGCUCUGCGUUCAACACCAUAGUGACCUCCAAGCUCAUCACUAAGCUAAGGACCCUGGUAUUAAACACCUCCCUCUGCAACAACACAUCCGCCACGCUGACCCUCAACACAGGGGCCCCUCUGGGAUACGUGCUUAGUCCCCUCCUGUUCACCCAUGACUGCGUGGCCGCGCACGACUCCAACACCAUCAUUAAGUCUGCAGACGGUGGUAGGCCUGAUCACCGACGACGAUGAGACAGCCUAUAGGGAGGAGGUCAGAGACCUGGCAGUGUGGUGCCAGGACAACAACCUCUCCCUCAACGUGAGUAAGACAAAGGAGCUGAUCGUGGACUACAGGAAAUGGAGGGCCGAGCACUCCCCCAUCCACAUCGACAGGGCUGUUGUGGAGCAGGUCUAGAGCUUCAAGUUCCUUGGUGUCCACAUCACAAAGGAACUAUCAUGGUCCACACAUCAACACAGUCUUGAAGAGGGCACGACAACGCCUCUUCCCCCUCAGGAGGCUGAAAAGAUUUGGCAUGGGCCUUCAGAUCCUCAAAAGGUUCUACAGCUGCACCAUCAAGAGCAUCCUGACUGGCUGUAUCACCGCUUGGUAUGGCAACUGCUCGGCCUCCGACCGCAAGGAACUACAGAGGGUAGUGCGUACGGCCCAGUACAUCACUGGGGCCAAGCUCCCUGCCAUCCAGGACCUCUAUACCAGGCGGUGUCAGAGGAAGACCCUAAAAAUUGUCAAAGACUUCAGCCACCCAAGUCAUGGACUGUUCUCUCUGCUACCGCACGGCAAGAGGUACCAAUGCACCAAGUCUGGAACUAACAGGACCCUGAACAGCUUCUUCCCCCAAGCAAUAAGACCGCUAAAUAGUUAACCAAUAGCUAUCUGGAAUAUCUGUAUCAACCCUUUUUGCACUAUUUUCUUUUGACUCAUCACAUACGCUGCUGUUACUGUUUUAUUAUCUAUCCUGUUGCCUAGUCCCUUUAUCUCUACCUAUAUGUACAUAUCUACCUCAAUUACCUCAUACCACUGCACAUCGUCUCGGUACUGGUACCCCGUGUAUAUAGCCAAGUUAUCGUUACUCAUUGUGUAUUUCUUUAUUGUGUUAUUAUUUUUCUAUAUUUACAAAAAAUAAACGUUAAAAAUAAAUAAAUUCUCUGCAUUGUUUGGAAGGUUCCGUAAUUAAGCAUUUCACUGUUAGUUUACACCUGUUGUUUACGAAACGUGACAAAUACAAUUUUAUUUUGAUCUCUCUCUCUCUCCUCAUCCUCUCCGUCCCUCUAUCUCUCAUCAACCCUACCCUGUUAUUCCUUCUUUUCCCUAAUUCUCUGUGUGUGUCAGGUUUUGGAGGAAUAUGUACCACCAGUUUGAUCGGUCCAUGCACCCCCGUCAGUCUGUCCUGAAGAAUGUUCUCACCUUGAAGGAGAGCAACUGCCAACUGGAAGACACAAUAAAAGAACUGGAGGCUGUGAGUACUUCUCUCUUGCUGGGGACUGGGUUGAUGGGUUGUGUUGAGGGCUACUAUCCUUUUUCUGUCCUUUAAUUUUGUUUCUUGCUUAUUUUCUUUUAUUUAUUAUCUUUUUCCAUGGUGCAGGGUUAACGCAUUGUUUAUUUAUUGGGGGGGGAGUAGGUGAAGUUGGUUUGGGGGUUGGGCAUCAUGGUGGUCUCAGCCAAGCGGAGAAGAAGCGGGGAGGGAGGGAGGGAGGUAUAGAUGGGCAAAAUGAGCAGAGGCAGGUUGCUAUAGCAACGGAGACUCUGAUGGUGGAGGAGGUGAGUAGUGGGUCUGUGGGGAACGGCAAGCAUGCUGGUGGGGCUGAGGAAGCUGCCACACAGAAGAAGAAAAGAGGGGGGCUGGGCAUGGUGGGCUCAACUGUCAUUGGGGAGGACGGGAGGUGCAGGGUGGGCAGACGGGGGAGGACAUUACCGUGCCAAUGGAGGAGGAAGAGGGGGGUGAGUCAGAGGGAAAGGAGGACGAGGAGGCCUUGUUUUCAGACUGCUUAAUGGAUCCAGAGCUGUCAGGCGGAGGGCCCUAUACAUACGGUCUAGCUUCCUGAGGGAGACUAAAGGGGAAAAGAAGGUUCCGCUGGAGUGUUGUUUUCCUGCUUCUGAAAGGUUUGUAAGGUCAGUACAACACGUGAUGAAGAAUGAGGGGUUUAGUGUCCUCACCCAGGAAGCAGUAUAGGCUAAGAAAUUGGGUCACAUCGGUGUGUAAGGGCAUGUCUACAGACUCUGUGUAAAUGGAUAGGUAUUUUCUGGCACGGCGGCUUUAUGGGCUUCUCUACUGGUUUCUGAUUGUGGUGUUUUCCCCCCCACCUGGAUAUUUUACAGUAAGGCUCCCUUAACAUGAACACGGCAGAGACUGGGGGGAGAGGAGCAUGUAAAACAAAACAAAACAUUUUUUUUACAAGAGACACGCAGUGAUGUGAAGAUUGAAGUGGAUUGGGGGUCUGGUGGAAGGGGGCGCAGGUGCUGAUCUAUACAUUCAAGAAUCUGGGCAAUAGGCUAGUGAGGGCCUCCAUUCUCCCAGUUGGGUUUUCAGACCACCAUAUCAAAUGAAAUCAAAUGUUAUUUGUCACAUGUGCCGAAUACAACAGGUGUAGACCUUACCGUGAAAUGCUUACUUAGAAGUCCUUAACCAACAAUGCAGAUCAAGAAAUAGAGUUAAUGUAAAUAGUCCGGAUGGCUAUUUGAUUCAUUGCUCAGCAGUCUUAUGGCUUGGGGGAAGAAGCUGUUAAGGAGCCUUUUGGUCCUAGACUUGGCGCUCCGGUACCGCUUGCCGUGCAGUAGCAGAGAGAACAGUCUAUGACUUGGGUGACUAGAGUGUUAUUGAGCCAUAUUGCCAUGGCUCAGUUCUCUGUUUCACCAGGGCCCUGCCAGGUGUCCUAUUGGAAAUUAAAUGUAAAGCUCUUACAAGAUGCCACUUUUUGCUCAAGCUUCCAAGGCUUUUGGGAGAGGUGGGGACAGCAGAAAUGGGAGUUUGAGUCUCUCAGUCAGUGGUAGGAUGUAGGAAAAGCCCAGAUUGGGGUUUUCAGUCAGCAGUAUACAGCUUUUUCCUCUUCAGAGUCCAGGAGAGUACUUGGGGAGGUUGGUGCGGCAGGGUAGGGUGGGGGCUGCAAGAUAAUCUAUCUCAACUACACUGGGACAUGGGGCUCCUUAUCUGAUCAAAGCGAAAGGAGCACUGGUAAGAGCCUGAUUUUCCAUGUUGAGAGAGAUGGAUGCUCACAGCUCUUUCUUCUUUGGGUUGGAAAAACAGAGUGGGGAAACCAAGAAAAUCCAUUGUUUACGUUGUCUGAUGGGCAAUGAGGGAGAUGUUCUCAAACCCCCCCCCCCCCCCCCCCCCCCCAGCGCAAGCUCAUGGACGCAAGAUUUGGAGAGCAGGCUGACUCAAAGCAGCACAGAGGCUACUAUAGCACACUGAUGUUAGCUGGUGGGAACCAGCAUGUGCUCUGUUGAGGAGGGCUGGAGGGUACCAGCAUGUGCUCUGUUGAGGAGGGCUGGAGGGAACCAGCAUGUGUUCUGUUGAGGAGGGCUGGAGGGAACCAGCAUGUGUUCUGUUGAGGAGGGCUGGAGGGAAGCAGCAUGUGCUCUGUUGAGGAGGGCUGGAGGGAAGCAGCAUGUGCUCUGUUGAGGAGGGCUGGAGGGUAACCAGCAUGUGCUCUGUUGAGGAGGGCUGGAGGGAACCAGCAUGUGUUCUGUUGAGGAGGGCUGGAGGGAACCAGCAUGUGUUCUGUUGAGGAGGGCUGGAGGGAAGCAGCAUGUGCUCUGUUGAGGAGGGCUGGAGGUUAAAACCCCUCUAGAGUUGGCACAACAGGCUGGACUAACGUCUCUUAAGUUGCUGGAGAGAGUCAUGGGGAGGUCCAGGAGGCUCUGCCUGAGCCAGUGAGGAGGGGGCUGGAGCAGCCUCUGGAGGAGGGGCCACCACUGUUUCCACCACUGCAAGUGACAGCAGAGACUGGGGACUGGCAGGAGGGUCCAGAGAAUGUACUGACAUUUAGCACUCUGAGCCUGUGGGAGUUUGCGGAGGUGGGGGGUAAGGUACUGUACACCCUCAGUGCCAAGGUUGGGCCCAUCAGGAGCUUACUCGGAGUGAAGGGGCAUCAGUGGCAGGGAGUUGUGGGGUCCGAGAGCAUGGUAGGGUAUAGGUUUGAGGGUGCUCUAUAAACUCCCAGUGCCAAAAAGGUCAGAGGACCUCCAGUGGAGGGUAUUACAUGGAGCCCUUGCCACCAAUAGCUAUAGGGUUGACCCGGAGUUGGGGAGGGGUAUCCGUUUUGUGCAGUGACUGAGACUGUUCAUCAUGUUUUUUCUGUGUGUGCCAGGAUAAUGCUGUUACUGUCUUUUGUGAUGGGGCUGAGCUAUUCAAGUAGUGAAAAGGUAAAAUGUGUUUUGCUGAACUGUUUGUUUGGCCAGGCCAAGUUGGCCAUAUGGCUAACUAGGACGAACCGGGCCUUAGGUUUGAAUUUAAUAAAAUGAUUAACUGUGGCAACGUUUCAGGAGGUAUGGUGGCUCAGGGGGCUGUCUGUAUGGCUGGAGAGGAGGGGUUAGCGGUACGGUUGUAAUGGGGUGGAUUGUAUUGAAACAACACAUGACAUCAGUCAGCACAACAGGAUUCCUAAAUCAACAGGUGAUUGUGUGGAGGUAGUGGUGGUACGCAAUGUGUGUUUAUGGGUGGGGUUCUCUCUCCCUCUUUCUCUCGUUACUAAAUCUAACCAUAUGUGUCCUCCUCUGUGUUCCUCCAGAGGCUACAGAAGCAUGGCAUCAGCCCCCCCACCCCGGACCCCCAGGCCCCCCCUAGAGACCAACGCACCCUCCCCACACGCCCCCACUCCCUCAUCCUGGGAGCCCCCCUCAGCCGGAAGGAGGUGCAGCGACAGCAGGAGGAGGAGGAGGUGGGAGAGGAGGUGACAGAGUGCUGCAGUGACACAGAGCGGACAGUAGAGGGCAGCAGCGGUACAGAGCGCAAGGAGAGCUACGGCGACCUGCAGGGGACAUACGGGGCCAAGGCCGAGCCAGCUGUGGUCAGCCUGGAGUUUGGAGUGGCCCGCAUGACCUGCUGA